AAACUGUGGCACGACAGCAACAGCCGUAAGUUUGAGAGAGGAGGAGGAGAAGAAGCAGCAGCCUUGGGCGGACGGACGGACGGACGACAUUAAAAUACGGAACCAUCAUGUUACAUGACGGUCGUCACUGUCCACUGUCGUUUCGCUUGACACGUAUGACUACCUCCAUUUUCGUAUCUGUUUCGUUGACUUUUCACUGGUUCUAACCAGAUCGUCAACCCGAGGAACAGAAGACAGAGAGAGAUAAAAAGCCAAGAAGAAGAAGAAGAAGUUCAAGAAGAAGCCAAUAAGAAGAAGAAGAGUUCGUUCGGUAGCCCUAACGACGAACAACUUCAAGUUAAGCACGAAAACGAGAAGCAGAGGAUAGUCGUGGUUUCGAUCAAUGGCCGAGAACGAUCGGUCAUCGUCAUUAUCAAGAGCUGGACCGGCUUCUCUCCGCCCGGCCAUCGUUUUACAGCCUCGGACCACCACAGAGAGCCCUUAUUCGGGCGGGUCGGGUGCCAGCCCCGGCCCGAUGACUCUGGUUUCCAACUUCUUUUCCGAGGCCGGCGAAUUCCGCUCCUUCUCGCAGCUCCUAGCCGGCGCUAUGGAGUCUCCCUCGCCGCCGGCCCGGGCUUAUGAGGAUUCUUCUUCCGGAGAUAAGGCCUCCGGUGGAGGCGAUUUCCGGUUCAAGGUGAAUACGCCCUCCGGGUUGACUAUUGCUCAGUCGCCGCUGUUCUCGGUGCCUCCCGGUUUGAGUCCUUCCGGCUUGCUCGAUUCGCCGUGUUGGAUCUCGCCCCGCCAGGGCUCCUUUGGAAUGUCACACCAACAGGCUCUUGCGCAGGUCACUGCUCAGGCUGCAGAAGCUCAUUCCCAGACGCACAACUAUGCUGAAUUUUCGAGUUCCUUGUCAGUUCCUGCAGUGUCAUUGCCACAACCUCCCUUUCCUUCCAAUGUGACAAUACAACAGCAAAUGCCUCCCCCAAUGCCAAAGCCUAGCAUCAAGAAGGAAGCAUCUGAUCUCUCUCAUUCUGAUUAUAGACCACAGCCUUCUUCAUUUGCUGCUGAGAAGCCUCAUGAUGAUGGUUACAACUGGAGGAAAUAUGGGCAGAAGCAAGUAAAAGGCAGUGAAUAUCCUCGAAGUUAUUACAAAUGUACACAUCCAAAAUGUCCUGUCAAGAAGAAGGUUGAGCGUUCUCUUGAUGGUCAUAUAACUGAGAUUAUAUAAGGACAGCAUAACCAUCAGCCUCCUCAACCUAGUAGGCGUGCAAAAGAUUCUGGAAAUCCAAAUAGAAACUUAUAUCAUCAGGGAAACGCUGAGUUGUCUUCAGAAGGUCAGACUGGGAAUCUGAGAGAACGGGCACCUCAGGAAUUAAGCCAAGCAACGCCUGAACAUCUGUCAGAAUCAAGUGAUGGUGAGGGAUUGGGCGACGCUGAAACUAGAGUUGAUGAAAAGGAUGGAGAUGAACCUGAAUCAAAGAGAAGUAGGAACACAGAGGUCAGUGUUUCACAGCCAGCUUCACAUAAUGCAGUUACAGAACCGAGAAUCAUUGUACAGACAACCAGCGAAGUUGAUCUUUUGGAUGAUGGUUAUAGGUGGCGGAAGUACGGCCAGAAAGUUGUUAAAGGAAACCCUUAUCCAAGGAGCUAUUAUAAGUGUACAAGCCCGGGGUGUAAUGUCCGCAAGCAUGUUGAGAGAGCUGCUAGUGACCGUAAAGCUGUCAUAACAACGUACGAGGGGAAACAUAAUCACGAUGUACCUGCAGCUAGAAUCAGCAGCCACAACAUUGCAAACAACAUUGUGUCACGACCAAUGCCGCACAACACUGCCAGCAAUACCGUGAGACAAGCAGAAUUCGGGAAUGAUAACUCCCAAUCUCUAACAAUUCUUCAGUUUAAAGACGAAUUAACGUAGUUUCAUGAGAGUUGCAAACUGGAAAGAAUCAGAGACAACAGGGGAGAAUGCAGAAGCUUGGCAUGCUAUUUCUUUUGGAUGUGUAUGUUCUCUCUUUCCAGGCUUAUCUUCCCAUGUUACAAAACAUGGAGGUUUAAGAUUGAUUGUAACACAGAUUUUUGUAUGUAAAGUAAUUUGAUUAGGUAAAUUGUAAUUAUAAUAGAGCAUCAAACCUAGCAAUAACGAUAAAGAAGUUUAUUUGUGAUUAGAAAGUUAUGGGUUUAAAGAAUAAUUUAUUUAUAAAAUGAGGUUAAGACUAUGUAUAAGACGAUUUACAUAAAAUGAAAAAUUCUGGGUAA
Molecule: messenger RNA, 2232 nt
Organism: Diospyros lotus (date-plum)
Lineage: Eukaryota; Viridiplantae; Streptophyta; Magnoliopsida; Ericales; Ebenaceae
Product: probable WRKY transcription factor 4
Biological process (GO): regulation of DNA-templated transcription
Molecular function (GO): DNA-binding transcription factor activity; sequence-specific DNA binding
Source: RefSeq, a predicted model, not a curated record